This is a messenger RNA of Amorphotheca resinae ATCC 22711, 876 nucleotides long. RefSeq lists its product as hypothetical. The coding region runs from base 49 to 771 and encodes 240 amino acids. The record is from RefSeq and is a predicted model, not a curated record. NCBI's taxonomy places the organism in Eukaryota, Fungi, Ascomycota, Leotiomycetes, Helotiales, Amorphothecaceae. The transcript has a single exon. Gene Ontology annotation, cellular component: mitochondrion. Gene Ontology annotation, molecular function: translation initiation factor activity; ribosome binding. Gene Ontology annotation, biological process: mitochondrial translational initiation; ribosome disassembly.
AGCUUUCUCCUUUUACUUGUAUAGCCAUUUACAAGACGGGACACCGAGAUGCGAAGCCCAAGAUGCAUCUUCAGCGCAGCUACGGCUCUUCAUCGAGUCUUCAUCGCCCCAAUUGAGCAAUCAAACCUCCAAUUCGCGCUCCGUAUACCCUCAUCAACUGCCUUCAUAUCACAUUCACCCGCGUACAUCCUCCCACAGCAGAGAAGAUGCUACGCCGCGCCCUCAUCCACCGAGCGCCGCCUCCCCCGUGAUGACCAGAUCAAAUCAUGGUCUGUGACUCUAGUGGAUGAAAAUGGCAAGCUCAGUGAGCCCCGCCAAACCUCCGCCGUUCUCGACAGCAUCGACCGCAACAAAGACUCACUGGUCGUUGUAGCGCAAGGCGAGCCCGGAACGCCUCCAAUCUGCAGAAUUAUGAACAAGAAAGCAAUGCGAGAUGCGGAGAAGGCAAAAGCAAAAGCAGCUAGGGGUUCUAGCAUUACGACUAAGACGAUAGAGUUGAACUGGGCGAUAGAUAAGGGCGACUUGUGGCAUAGAAUGGAUAAGAUGAAGCAAUUUCUAAGUAAGGGCUUCAGGGUUGAGAUAAUGCUUGCCAGUAAGAAAAAGGGAAGACAGGCGACGGUGGAGGAGGCUGAAGAGCUGUUAAGGAAGAUUAAGGAAGCGGUAGGGGAGGUAGAAGGAUCGAAGGAGACGAAACCUAUGGAAGGAAAGCUGCUGAAGGCUGCUACGCUAUAUCUCGAGGGGAAAGCGGUGCAAAAAGGUCAGAAGGCAUAACAGGCAUAGCCUCUUUCUCGACACAUCUGUAUAUAUAUCGAGUACUGUAACCAUAGAUAAUAUCGCCAUACCCUCGUUGUAUGAUAGUGGUAUCAAGUCGCCCGU